Fusarium odoratissimum NRRL 54006 is the source of this 702-nucleotide messenger RNA. RefSeq lists its product as uncharacterized. The record is from RefSeq and is a predicted model, not a curated record. The transcript has a single exon. The coding region runs from base 1 to 702 and encodes 233 amino acids. NCBI's taxonomy places the organism in Eukaryota, Fungi, Ascomycota, Sordariomycetes, Hypocreales, Nectriaceae.
AUGAAUCAACUGCCGAACCAUCCCAAAAUUGGCUCCCUCCUGGGGAAGAGAAGACCCGUCAUCAAGCUCUCCCCAAAUUUCCGAAGCUUAGCUGGCGAUGCCUGCGAAAGAACUCCGAUGGACAAGUCCAAGAUUCUUCCAUGGUCCAAAUUCACAUUUAACAACAUUGUGAAUGCAUACGGCGAUGUUCUAGAACAGGCUGUAAGCAGCAAACCACCGGAUGAGGUGCCAGAGAUCGACUGCGAGAAUCAUUGCAUGAUGGUACAGAUAUGUUACAAGUCGUUCCACAUACCCACCGCAAUUAGUUCAGCCAUCAGCUUGGGCAAAUACAUCCUCCGUCCUAGGCUCGGUACAGAUACGAAUCUGGCAUGCGCUGAAGCGAGAGAAUUGAGUAAGGAACUCCCUAAACACGCUCAGAAGUUGGAUUUCGGCGACGAGGACCACGUUCAAGUCUUCUAUGACCCAAACCAAAACAGCUGGCACCCCUUUCUUGCCACUAGCCUCACCGUACCCUCAUGCACAUGGGAGUCAGGCUCCCUCGUCACCGCAAAUCGUGACAAACAACCCAAGCUUGGUCCUAUCGAACAAUUGGCUGCCUGUGCAAAAAAGACCAAUACUUGUUUCUCGUUCAUCUUGGGGGAUAAAGAUAUUGUCGUCCUGCAAUUCUUCAAGACGGAAACCGGGGGCAUGGGAGUGUACUAG